Bipolaris victoriae FI3 is the source of this 1674-nucleotide messenger RNA. RefSeq lists its product as hypothetical. The transcript has a single exon. The record is from RefSeq and is a predicted model, not a curated record. Gene Ontology annotation, molecular function: transmembrane transporter activity. Gene Ontology annotation, biological process: transmembrane transport. Lineage: Eukaryota; Fungi; Ascomycota; Dothideomycetes; Pleosporales; Pleosporaceae. The coding region runs from base 1 to 1674 and encodes 557 amino acids.
AUGUCAACCAUAUCCACCGACACCGAAUCGGACAUCUACGACCCCCACAACGACGGACACCGACCCACACGUAGGGAACUAGCAGAAAGCAUUUCCCGUUCACGUAGUCGACGCAGCCAACUACGAACAGGACCAGCAACAACCACUGGGCUAAACCAAUCCCUAAACUGCACAAUAUCCCGCCGAGACACCGUCCUCUCGCGAAUCCGGACUCGACCAAAUGUAGCUCCAUUUACACACCCGUUAGCACACCAACCCACAACCGCAGAUGUCCUCGUCGACUUUGACGGCGAAGACGAUCCCUACCGUCCUAUCAACUGGCCCACGAAAAAGAAAGUCCUGACAACACUCAUGUACGGUCUCACCACCAUGAGCGCAACCUGGGCUUCGUCCGCGUACUCCGCAGGCACCAGACAAAUAGCCGCAGAGUUCCACGUAGGCAACCAAGUAGCUGUGCUCGGUACUACGAUUUUCCUAUUUGGAUUCGGACUCGGUCCCUUGCUCUGGGCGCCGCUGUCCGAAGUGUAUGGACGACGGAUCGCAGUGUUGACACCAAUGUUUGUAGCCAUGUGUUUCAGCUUUGGUAGCGCGGCCGCAAAAGAUUUCCAAACGCUGAUGAUUACACGGUUUUUUGGGGCGUUUUUUGCGAGUGCGCCAGUGACGAAUACGGGGGGUGUGCUGGGGGACUUGUAUAGUCCGGCGUGGCGGGCCAUGGCAAUGGCCGGAUACGCAAUGGCGGUCGUCGGGGGCCCGUGUCUGGGCCCUAUUGUUUCUGCAGCGUUUGUGGCGGAUCCAUCGUUGGGGUGGCGGUGGACAGAGUAUUUUACGGGGAUUCUUCAGGCGGCGACGCUGGCUAUCGAUGUCGUGUUCAUCGAUGAAUGCUAUCCGCCCAAGUUGCUGGUGUAUAAGGCGCGGCGCCUCCGACAUGAGACGGGGAACUGGGCGUUGCAUACAAAGUUCGAGGAAUGGGAUGUUAGUAUCAAGGAGCUUUCGAAGAAGUUCUUGAUUCGCCCGAUACAGCUGCUCACUACGCCGAUUUGCUUCCUCGUCGCGCUGUAUGCGAGCUUCUGUUACGGAAUCUUGUACAUGCAACUAGGCGGUAUCCCGAUCAUCUUUGGCGAAAUAAGGGGCUGGCCUGCAGUCAGCGCUACACUGCCUUUCCUGGGCAUCUUGGUCGGCGCAAUCAUCGGAUGCAGCAUCAACGCUUACAACCAGAUUCUCUACAACAAAGUAUACCACGCGGCAGGUGACAGAGCCGUGCCUGAGGCCCGCUUGCCACCCAUGAUGCUCGGCUCCGUUUUGUUUUCCGCAGGCCAAUUUAUCAUGGGAUGGACUGCGGACCCAAAGUUCCACUGGAUCGCACCGGUCAUUGGCCUCGUGCUAAUGGGUACAGGUUUCUUUACCAUCUUCCAGGCUGCGCUCAACUACCUCGUUGACACGUUCACACUGUACGCAGCGAGUGCAGUGGCGGCAAACACGUUUCUGCGCAGUGUGUUCGCUGGCGCGUUCCCGCUAGUUGUUACGCCGUUGUAUCACAAUCUUGGUGUUGGGCCGGCUAGUUCCAUCACGGGUGGAUUUGCAGCCCUUCUUAUUCCUGUGCCGUUUGUGUUUUAUGUAUUCGGUAAGAGGGUGAGGAGAGCGAGUAAGUGGAGCCGCGGGAGCGUGUUUGACUGA